AUGGACAAGCAGGAAUCUGACUGUCCAAUCUAUAUUGACCUGGAUACUAGUCAUCUAGGAUCAUUAAACUCGAUCAGAAAGAACCUGGAAGAUAAUAAACUGAGUAGAAAAGUGAAAGCGAUGGAGGAUCUUCUGCUGUUCCAUCUCAGAGGAGACGAUGUGUCAGGGUUUCUGAUGGAUAUCAUCAGAUUCAUAGUGCCGAACAACAACCACAGAAUAAAAAGACUGGUGUAUCUGUUCUUUCACACGUUUAAUAUGAAUAAGCCAGACGGUACGCCGAGGGACGAGUUAAUUUUGGUGUGCAACGCACUAAGAAAUGACCUGUGUUCACCAAAUGAGUUCAUUCGCGGAGCUGUGUUGAGAUUGAUAUCGAGAUUGAACGUGUUUGGGCUGAUACAGCCGCUGAUACCGUCAAUUAUAGACAACAUAGAGCACAGGGAGCCGUAUGUGUACAGGAAUGCCCUCCUGUGUUUGACGAACAUAUCAGACCAUUUUGGGUCGGAUUUGAUAACGUCCUCAUUUAAGUCAGUGGAGAAUUUCAUUACCUCGAGUGACGACGUGUUUGGAACGGUGAGAGCAUAUAAACUGUUGGAAAGCUGCAACCUGGAUCUCUGCAUACAGUUUAUCAUCGCAAUAGAAAGAAACCUGCUGAACCUCUCGCCAGUGGUUCACCUGGCAAUACUGUGCUCCUUUGACAGGUUCUCAAGUUUAAACGAAGAAGUGGCGCAGAUGAUGGCGAGAAUCUUGUUUCUGCUGCUGCAAUUCUCGAGCGACAACUCAGUGCUGUUUUACUGCUCAAACCUGCUGCUUAAGUACCCGCACCUAAACCGUAAGUUAGGUCAGCAAAUGAACGUGUGCUGUAAGUCGCUGAUAAAGGUGCUGUUGAACGAAAGUGACCUAAACGUCAAGAUAAUAAUCAUAGAUAAGCUGAAUAUGAUACAGUCGUCGAGCAGGACUGCGAACAGGAUAGUGAGGAGUAGAGGGAGCAGCGCGAGUCAGCUGGCAAGUAAGCAGGACAACGUGCUGGAAAACUACGUCAACGACCUGCUGAAGGGGCUUAGCGUGAGUAACCUGGUGAUCACGCAGAAGCUGCUGAACCUGAUACUGAAGGUGACGACAAAGUCGAACGUGGAGUCGAUACUGACGAGUCUAGUCAAGAGCUUCGUGAAGGUGGACUUGAACUACGCGAGCGACGAGGUGGCAAAGUACAGGUCGCUGCUGGUGAAGAGCAUGUUCAGACUGACAAGAAGUCACGCAGCUUCAGUGCUGAGAGUGCUGGGAGACAUGCUGGUGUACCUGACGGACGCGAAUGAGAUGAUAGCACACCAGGUGUCGUUGCUGUUUUACUCUGUGCUGAGUAUAACCGCCGCAGGUAGUGGCACUGGCAGUGCUGCUAGUAGUCUUGUUACUGGGCUUGGUGUUAGUACUGGGUUUGGUGGAAGUAGUAAUGUUGGUAUUACUAGUGCUAGUAGUCUUGGUACCGGCAGCAGUGUUCCUGGCGGCAGUAAGGUGGACAAAAGGCAGGAGGUGGUCGACAAGCUGCUGGAUCAGCUAGUGCAGAACCUGAAUAACAUAGUCAGCAAGGAGGUGCUGAGCAACUGCCUGUACGUAGUGGGUGAGUACUCCAGCAACUACAAAGUGGUGAGUCAGCUUUACGAGUUGGUGACGAACACGACGGAUAGCACGAGCUCCCGAGGAGCGUACAACGUUAUCCUGGAGGACGGAAGUUACAGCACGAGUUACACAGUAGGGGCCACGGAGGUGGGUCUGCACAACCUGCUGAGUAAGAACAGAGACAUCCUGCUUUUCAACACGUUCUCAAUGACGCUGUUGAAGUUGGUGCACAGGAGGCUUGGUAGUGCAAGAACUGGUAGAAAUAUGGUUGAACAUAGCUGUUUGAUCAUAAUUAAGCUUAUCAACAUGGUGGACAAGGAUGUGUGCUGUCUGAAGAGGCUGAAGAUGGCACUGCUGCUGCUGCUAGGGCUCCUAAAGGAUAGAGAAAGGUACCUUAAGCUGAUUGGAACAUACCUGGCACUGUGCGCAAGCAAUGAAAGGAUGUCAGUGACGGGGAAGUUGAGUGAAGCAACGAGUGGGGAUGCGCUAGGAGAGGAGCCAUUUGAUGUGGACAUAGACCUUGAUGACUUCUUUGAAGCCAUUACGCAAGCCCAAGGGGGGUCCAUGGAAAAUGGUGGCGCAGAUGUGCUGGGAACGUACGCAAAGACGCACCAGUUUACAUCACUAACGGACCCGAUCUACGUUGAAGGAUUCGUGAAGCUGAUAGGGAACAAACUGUACUUCUACCUGUUCCUGGAGAAUAAGACAAAGGACGUGCUGCAAAACAUAUCACUGGACCUGUCGACGGGCUCGGAGCUGGAGCUGAUAACGCCGAAGAAGAUGAUAACGCUGCUGCCGAACACAGUCAAGAAGAUGGUGAUGAAGUUCAGAAUAGUGGGCACGGGAGACACGACGCUCUUCGGAUACGUGUACUUCAGCUUCUCAAACACGAUAGUGCUGCAGUGCCUGUCCUUUAACCCAAUCAACGUGUCGCUCUACGAGUUCAUAAAGCCCUCAGUGAUACCGGCAGCAGUAUUUAGAAAAAACUGGGACCAGUUCGAGUGGGAGCACAAGAUUAACCUCACGGGAGUUAAGGUGACUCCCACAGAGCUGCUGGAGGUGAUAGCGAGGUUCACGAAUAUGGCAGUGGUGGACUCGUCAAACAGCAGCGGCAUGCUGGGAGGCAUGGAGGAGUUCGAAGACCUCGAAUGGCGAGCGAGCAAUGUGAACGUGCUGGUGAACAAUUCGUUCUUUUCAAUAAACCUGUUCCUAAAGACGCUCUUCGACGAGGAGGCGAUUGCCAAUUUAAGUUUGGUUAAAAAGGAAAAUGAUACAUACUCAGGAUGUUUCAGAAUCAGAAGUCGCAAACAGAUAGGAUGGUGGAACUAUUUGAGGAUGUUUAGAAGUAGAUGGUGUUGUCGUUUGGAAAGGAACAGGUUUGGCAAUUUACUGCCACCAAGAGAUAAAGCGGAUAAAAUAAAACACCAACAAGUUCUGAAUAAGAUUCCAUACGACUUGGCAGACGGCUGGUUUGAAAGAAAUGAGAUUCUUCUGGAAAAAAGCAUGAAAAUCAUGCCAAAACAGUUCGCAGAAUCGUAUUUGAAGUAUAAUAAAUCGGAUGUCGAUGUGAUUUUAGACCGUCUGUUGAGGUACUGCGUCGACGGUGGCCACAAAAUAGUAAAAAUGGAAGACAUAAUAAACAAAAACAGUUUUAUGUACAGUAUAGCGCAACAGAUAGAAGAGAUAAUUGAGAGUUUGAAUGGAAGUGACUGUGGAAUAAUCUUAAGGUGCUUUAGUAAACUAAACUACGGAAACACGGAGUUGACAGUGAAGCUGCUGGAAAGACUGUUGAACAGGCUGUUAAGCAGAGGAGAGCAGUUCAGCAAGUACGGAGUGCUGUACGGGUUGACAGCAGCGGUGAAUGGACUCGAAAGCACCAGUUGCGGUUCCAGCGAUGGAACGGAAACCAAGGACGGCAGCACCGACAGGGCCACAUUCAGUAGGACGCUUAAGAGGCUGCUUGGCCUGGCAACGGAUAACUUGGAUAAGUUUGACUUAAAUGUGAUAUCGCAAAUGGUUAACGUUGUGUCGAGGAGUAGAGUGAGAGUUGACAGAGAGAUGAGAAAGGUUGGGGACUACAUUUUGGAACGUUAUGGCAACGGCAGCGAUAGCCACGACUGCUCUGGUGGCAGCAGCAGCGUAUGGACUGAGAACGUUAUACACUACUUGGCAAACGGAUUCUCGAGGAAGUCCAUGCUGAGUAAGCAGCUCUUUGACUUGUUUUCACGGCAAAUGCUGAGUGAGGACCGGUACCUGACGUACAGCGUAGAUAGCCUGGUGUCGAUAUGUAACGCGUUCUCCAAGUUCGGAAACGUAAUCGAUUCAGGCUACCUGGACUUGUACGCUAAGAUUGCAGAUUCGUUGGCGACGAAGGCUGGGAGUUUCAACAGUGUGCACGUGUCGGUGCUGGCCAACGCAUACUGCAGAGUGUGCGUGUGCCACGAAGCACUGUUCAGGGCGCUGCUGAGCAGGUUCAUGCUGGAAAAUACACUGGGCGGCAGCAGGGAAGGCUCGCUGGGUGUUGGAUACUCGCCGAGACAGGUGGCAAUGAUACUGCACUCAGUGGUUAAGCUGGACUACAAGUGCGCAAGUUUAGGCUAUCUGUUUGACCAGGCCACUAAGAAUUUGAGCUCUUAUUGUUGGCAGAGUUUAACCAUGCUCUUUCAGUCCUACUGCAAAAGCGAUUAUAUCACCAGGGAAGUGACAGAGUCGUUUGUAGAUCAUUUUUAUAAACUGCUGGUUGGUACGGUUGCCGAUAAGGGUGCUCUCGACAAUGCUGGUGCCAGAGAAGGCUAUGGGAAGACAACGCUGCUGUCGUUGGUGUAUUCACUCGUAAAAACUAACACCCUGUACCAUGUGGAGCUAAUGGAGCUCACAUCGAAGGAGAUUAAAAAGUGUAUUGAGACCUACUCCGGAGAUGAAGUUGUGAAUUUAGUAUACUCGUAUUGUAAAAUAAAUAAACAUUCAAAGGAUAAUCAGCUACGGGGACUGGAGAAAGUUUCAAUGGAUAUAUUGAGACACUUAAUGGCCCAGAUUAGGGAAAAUCAGUUCAACGCAUUCUCAAUGGUGAAGAUAGUGAAGUCGUUUGGAGAUGUUAGAUUGGUGGAAGCAUCGGAAGUGGUAUUGAGUUUGGUUAAACGAAACAUACAAUUGCUCGACAAAUUGUCGUAUCAACAAGUGAAUGCAAUCAAUCACGACGGGGUGACUGACAGGUUACCGAAGGUAGCGUUCCCCGAGCUUAUAAACAUGCCUGAAUAA
This is a messenger RNA of Theileria orientalis strain Shintoku, 4872 nucleotides long. Its product is annotated as coatamer subunit beta. The transcript has 19 exons. Gene Ontology annotation, cellular component: cytoplasm; COPI vesicle coat. Lineage: Eukaryota; Apicomplexa; Aconoidasida; Piroplasmida; Theileriidae. The record is from RefSeq and is a predicted model, not a curated record. Gene Ontology annotation, molecular function: structural molecule activity. The coding region runs from base 1 to 4872 and encodes 1623 amino acids. Gene Ontology annotation, biological process: intra-Golgi vesicle-mediated transport; endoplasmic reticulum to Golgi vesicle-mediated transport; intracellular protein transport.